AAUUUUGGAAUAAUAAUAAGCUGUCUGUAACAAAACAGCUGCAGAAACGGCAUCUUUAGGACAUUUUAAAAUUAAAAUAAGAUUAAUAUUAUAAAAAAGCUCAAAUGCUAUUCCAGAAUUUCCAAUAAUAUUUUCAUUUUGCUAAGAGACCAUCGCGCUCUUGAUCCUAGCAGAGAUCUAGCUCGUUACCAUUUCAUUAUAGCUACGCCGAAUUUCACUGACAUCGUCUGAUAAUCUCACUCGCCGGUGCAUGGAAGCUCCGUGGAUCCAUCUCUAGGGCACGAUUUUCUUCCAGAUUCAUAAGGCAUAACCAAUGGCUUCGUGGCUUAAAGCCGCCGAAGAUUUAUUCGAAGUUGUAGAUCGAAGAGCAAAGCUGGUUGUUAGUGAACUGUCAGAGGAGCAAUCUGAUUCUCAGUUACAAGGUUCUUCAGCAAAAAAGACAAAGUCAAGGACAAAGGCUCAAAAAAGACUUUCUGCAACUAAAUCUCCCAAACCUAGUGAUACUGUCCGUGAACAAACAAGUUCAGAAGUAUUACAAUCAGACAUAACACCUGAUAAAGAUAACGGUGCUCUUUCUUCUGACAAUGAGGGAAACCCUAUUGCUAAGUCUUUGGUCCAGACAAGUAGUGAGCAGUACAGCAGCAGUGAGAAAGAUACUGCUAGAAUUCCUUCUUCUGAACCAUUGGAAACCAAUGUGGUUAUACAUGAUGCUGAUCAGGAAGAAAUCCGUGCAAUUGAUAGCAAUGCAGAAGCUUCAUUGUCAACUUCAAAUGGCGAGCUUCUCAAUGAGAAUGCUUCUGAUGUUCAUGCAGAGCAACCUUCUUCACCUUUAGCUGCCAAAGAAAUGGAGGUUGUUAGUGAAGAUCAUUUAGCCAAUGGUGGCCAAAACAUUGAUUUUGAAAGUGCAGAUGCUCCUAUGAAGACUGAUCAAGAGAGGUCACAACCUGUAGUUUCUGAUUCUCCUGUUAACACUGAAGCUCAAGUAAAAGAAGAUGAUGUUAAAGUUGAAACUCCUGUGAAUCAAAUGAAGCCACAAGAGCAAAAAGCUGAUACUCCUCCAAUGAAAGUCCAGGACCAACUUGAUGAGGCUCAAGGACUGCUUAAAACCACAAAUCCCACUGGUCAAUCAAAAGAGGCAAGACUAGCUCGGGUUUGUGCUGGACUUUCAUCCCGUCUUCAAGAAUAUAAAUCUGAGAAUGCACAGCUUGAGGAGCUUCUAAUUGCUGAGAGAGAGCUGAGUAAAUCUUAUGAGGCUCGUAUAAAACAACUACAGCAAGAUUUAUCUGUAUCUAAGAGUGAAGUAACAAGGGUAGAGUCAAAUAUGCUUGAGGCUUUGGCAGCAAAGAACUCUGAGAUUGAGGCACUUGUCAAUUCACUGGAUGCACUUAAGAAACAAGCUGCUUUAUCUGAAGGAAAUCUGGCAUCACUGCAGGCAAACAUGGAGUCUAUUAUGAGAAACAGGGAAUUAACAGAGACAAGGAUGAUGCAGGCCUUACGUGAGGAGCUGGCUUCUGCAGAAAGGAGAGCAGAAGAAGAACGUGCAGCCCAUAAUGCUACUAAAAUGGGUGCCAUGGAAAGGGAAGUGGAAUUGGAGCAUCGAGCUGUUGAGGCAUCCACAGCUCUUGCUAGGAUCCAGAGGGUUGCAGAUGAGAGGACAACAAAGGCUGGAGAGCUUGAGCAGAAGGUGGCACUUCUUGAGGUUGAAUGUGCAACUCUAAACCAAGAACUGCAAGAUAUGGAAGCUCGUGCACGUCGUGGACAGAAGAAGUCUCCAGACGAAGCAAAUCAAAUGAUUCAGAUGCAGGCAUGGCAGGAGGAAGUGGAGCGUGCACGCCAAGGUCAAAGAGAUGCCGAGAGCAAGCUCUCUUCAUUGGAGGCUGAAGUGCAGAAAAUGAGGGUCGAAAUGGCUGCCAUGAAAAGGGAUGCUGAGCAUUAUUCACGCCAGGAGCAUAUGGAGCUAGAGAAACGCUACCGUGAACUAACUGACCUAUUGUACUACAAGCAAACACAGUUAGAAACUAUGGCUAGUGAAAAAGCUGCGGCUGAGUUCCAUUUGGAGAAGGAAAUAAAGCGUCUUCAAGAAGCACAGGUUGAGGUAGAAAGAAGUAGGGUUCCUCGUCGGGCAUCAUCUUCCUGGGAAGAAGACACUGAAAUCAAAGCACUAGAGCCUCUUCCGUUGCAUCACCGUCACAUGGCUGCUGCAAGCAUACAGUUACAGAAGGCAGCAAAGUUACUGGAUUCAGGGGCUGUCAGGGCCACAAGAUUUCUUUGGCGAUAUCCAACAGCUAGAAUAAUCUUGCUAUUCUAUCUUGUCUUUGUACAUCUCUUCUUGAUGUAUUUGUUGCAUCAUCUUCAGGAACAAGCGGAUAAUUUAGCUGCUAGGGAAGUUGCAGAAUCUAUGGGUCUUGCCAACCCUAACUUACCAUAAAUUGGGCAAAUGCCCAAUGUCAGAAGUUAGCGCCCACAGAGAGUUCUCCAAAUGUGUGAUUUAAUAUCUGCAAGGUUGUAUAUUCAAUUUUCUUUUGCAGGUAUAUACGGAAUGAACCAAGAACACACCAAAGAUUAUAAAACUAUAGAAGAUGCUUACUCUUCACUCACUGCCAUUCUGGAUGUGCAAAUAUUCCAGGAAAAUGUUGGAACUUGGUAGCAAAUACUGCAGAUGGGAACUAGUAGCAAAACUAGACUUUGAUAUAGUUAUGAAAUUCUGAUGCAUCAAGCGGCUGCUAACUGUGGAUAUACUACCAUGUUUACAUAAAAUUGGAAAUCCCGUUUUGAAACGGAUUUGAGAAAGCACCAUGUUGUAGAUCCAAAGUCAUUCUCAUGUGAAUGAAAUAUUCUUUUUUCAUUUUUUAUAUACUGGUGAUUGCAAAACCUAACGUUUACUUCUGACUUGUUUUCAACGUUGUAAAAUGAAUGUCUUGGAAGACAUACAUAUGCGAUAAUUAAUGUGGUUAACUUCUUUUUCUUAUUUAUACAUUGAUAUUGGACA
Messenger RNA from Theobroma umbraticum, 2989 nucleotides. Its product is annotated as golgin Putative 1. Gene Ontology annotation, biological process: retrograde transport, vesicle recycling within Golgi; Golgi organization. Lineage: Eukaryota; Viridiplantae; Streptophyta; Magnoliopsida; Malvales; Malvaceae. The record is from RefSeq and is a predicted model, not a curated record. Gene Ontology annotation, cellular component: Golgi cisterna; Golgi membrane.